AUGGCUUCUCAUGAUCCAGAUGAUAGCUCGACCUUUCAGCUCUCGGACGAAGAAGGCGAACCAUUACUCCCACUAGAACGAGAGACAAACAAUUUCGCCGUACACGAAGACGAAGACUCAUCCACGAACGAUACCCAAGAAACAGAGAGUCAUGAAAAUGAAGUUGUCUUGACCAAAAGACAAUCAUGGAGUCUUUAUCUAUCUCACUUCUUAUCUACUUGGAAUGCAAGGGGAUACGAGUUUGCUGCUAUUAUCUUCACGGCAUCUGCAUAUCCUGAGACACUCACGGCUUCUUCGAUUAGAGGUAUCAUCACAACUAUCGCAACCCUAGCAUUGUCCGCCUCGGUGGGUCGAUGGUGCGAUACACAUCCUUCUCGGCUACAAACUUUGCGCAUAACCAUAUUCUUACAACGUAUAUGUGUCGUAUUUGCAUGUCUUGGAUGGUUUUUUAUUGUCGGGGAAGAAUUUUUGGGUGGCGGGCUAUUUUCGGUUAUGCCCGUACCUGCAUCCCGUAAAGGCGGCCAAGCUGGAAUUCUCGAUGGAAAUUGGCUGGCAAAAGCCGCAAUUAUGGCUGUGGUGAUGAUCUUGGGAAUUGGGGAACGGCUUAGUGCUGUAGGAAAUAUGAUUGUGAUGGAAAGGGAUUGGGUCCCGAGGUUGGCUACUGGUACCUCAAAGCCGUCACUUCCAGAAUUGAAUGCUGUAAUGCGACGGAUAGAUCUUAUCUGCAAACUUCUGUCGCCGAUAUUUAUGUCCGCGAUCAGUGGUUUGCUGCUAGGCGUGUAUGGAGGGGGUGUGAAAGACUUCAAGCGCCAAAAGUUCUCAAUGCCAGGCAAACGGGAGAUGGAAGCGGUAAUAUGUUCAAACUGGAGAGAUGGAGACAAAGCCUAA
This is a messenger RNA of Morchella sextelata, 888 nucleotides long. RefSeq lists its product as uncharacterized. Gene Ontology annotation, cellular component: membrane. Lineage: Eukaryota; Fungi; Ascomycota; Pezizomycetes; Pezizales; Morchellaceae. Gene Ontology annotation, biological process: iron ion transmembrane transport. The transcript has 5 exons. Gene Ontology annotation, molecular function: iron ion transmembrane transporter activity. The coding region runs from base 1 to 888 and encodes 295 amino acids. The record is from RefSeq and is a predicted model, not a curated record.